CCAAAACGCAUCUGGCAUAUACGCCCUUGAUUGUAUUGAUAGACAGAUAUAACUAGGUCACCAGAAAUUGAUGAUUCUUGCUUUUCGACACAAUCAUAUCAACGAUACAAACAAUACAUUUGUCAUAUUGACAUUCCACCUGAUAAUCUAUUUAUGCGUCUAGGUUGAUAAUUGAUGAGAAUUGUGUAGUAAUUGAGGAACGUAUAGUGUGAAUGAAUGGCUUAGCGUGCCAAAUUUCGGCAAAACAUCAAACAAUUAUCUGUCAAACGUUAAAACUAACACGUUUUUAAUUUGCUUUGGUACAAACAGAACGAUUAGUGCAUUGUGUGAUACAGAGUUAAGUGGGGACUUAACGUUAAGAGCGCAUAGAGGCGCGAAUCGCCCGUCGCUGUGUCUAACCUCAAAGUAAAUGUUAUUUUUUUGUGUAUCAAAUGACGCUCACGGGCGACCAAUCAGAACGUCGGACGCCCUGCUUUCGCCAGAGUGGACCCCGUUUUUACCCAUGAAGUGAAAAUUGUUAAAAGGUUCGAAUGAAAGAAAACGUCCUUCUCUCGGCCAUCUAAGAUUUGAAAUUGCAAGUUUCGGCCGCGAAAUGCAUCAAUUGACAAUGCAUCCAGUUGUAUCUGUGAAAUAAUGCUGUUCUUAGAUUUGUAUUAUUUCGAUGUAUACAACGAGAAAAUGGCUUUAUUCGAGUUCGGAUAAGUUACAAGAUGUACGUAAAAAGACUAAAGACUGUGUGGUGGUUAGCAUUACAUUCCACGAAUAAGGAGAUCUACUUACUUUCAAGCGUGCUAUAAACUUUCGAUAUACGUAUAUCGUUGGUUAGUGUUGUGAAAAAAUGUCUCAAACUCCCCACAAGCCUCUGCAAAAAAUGUGUAAAUCUCCGAAGAAUACAUCCUAUCAGCCACAGAUCAAACAGGAGAAAAUCGACUAUGAAAAUCUCAGCACAAACUGCACAGUGGUCGGCUCCAAUAAUCUGAAUCUCGUCAAGAAGCCUCAAAUUGUCGCCAAUAUGACACCAUCUCCAGCGUAUUCGAACCCGAGCCCAGGCGGCGGGUAUAGCAUCGUUGGCUCCCCCUACUCCUCUCCGGCCAGCCUGAAAUCGCCGUCGCCGUCGUUGAAACCGCCCACUCCUCAACCGGUGGUCGCUGCUCCGCCGGCGGUGUCCGCCCCAGGCCCGCCUAACUCCGCCCUUCCCGUCAUGCAGAUCAUCCACAACAACCUGUUGGCCGCGGCGGCGGCCGCUGCUCGGGGCGGCGCCGGGGGCGGGCAACAGCAUCAUCAGCCCCACCAGAAUGUGAUCAAGUUGAAGCCGCAUCUGAAUAUACUGCCGAAGCCGGCGCAGGCGAGUCAACAGCAGCAGUCGCCGAAGCCGAGCGUCAGUCCUCAGAUAGUGAUACCGGCGAACCAUCAGCAAACUGCCUCAAUAAUGCCGACAGGUCAACCACUCCUCCUCAACCAGAUGCCUAUGUUGACGGCGCCGGGCGUUCAGUUCAUCUUGAGGCCUCAAACGUCAACCAAACUGCAACCUCAGGUCCAGACUGCAACGGCAACACCCCAAGGUCUGAUUCUGCAGCCGAGCGGGCAGCAAUUGCUGCAGAUUCAACCUCCUAGAUCUCAACCUAUGGUCAGGGUGCUUACGAACGGGGUACAACUGGCGCCCACCAGCACUACAUAUGUCACUACACAAGUGGGUAAUCAACCUUUGAGCGCAACGCACAUUGCUCAACAGCAAACAAUAGUGAACAAUUCUCAACAUCAACAGCAACAGAUGAUACAUCAUCAGCAACAACAUCACCAGCAACAGCAAAUCAAAAAGAAGCCUAAACACAAAGUAAAGAAAAAGCUGGAUCUCGCGAAUAUCAUGAAAUUGUCCGGGAUUGAGAUUCACGAUUCGUGUCCAGGCGGCGACGAAGACGACCUCCAAUUCGAGAGCGACACUUCACAGAGCGAGAGCGAACCGACCUCGGUGCCGACAACACCGCAACCUCAACAGACCCAACACCAAGUACAAACGAGCGGCGGCGCGACCGUUCAAGCGCAGUCGCACUUCGUAGCAGCCGCUGCCGCCGCGGCUCAGGCGCAAGCGCAGGCGCAAGCGGACGCCAAAAAGAACAUACACAAUAUUCAGAUAUCGGCCGCGAUGGCAGCCGCUGCGGCCGCCGCAUCUGCUCAGCCGACGAUCAACGCCACUGCGACGCCUGUUGUCCAGGUGCUCAACCAGAACUUCCAGAGCGGCGUGAUUUCGAACAGCACUUCCCAGGGCACUCCCGGCCUUCCUUUCAAUUCGUUCAUCGCGCCUAAUUUCACGAUCGGUCACAACGGGGCCGGCCUCAUGCUCCAACAACGCACCAGCGGCGGUUUCAAACUGACCGUAGGCGAAGACGGACGUCUCAUAUUGCAACACGAUCCGCAUAUCAAUCAGGAUCUGCAGAGUCAGUUGAUCUUGCAGAGUUUGUUGGGAUUGAACGGGGGCAUCGUGUUGCAGCCGUCGAUCGACCAGCAGACUGCAGUCCAGCAAACGGUACAAACCAUCCAGCAACAGUCUGUGCAGACGAUACAGCAACAAACGGUGCAAAGCCAGACGAUACAGACGGUGCAACAGCAAACUGUGCAGCCGCAAAUUCAGCAACAGACCGUGCAGCAGACGAUCCAACACCAAACCGUGAACGCUUUGCAGCAACCGAUGCAAAUCGUACAGCCGCAACCGAUUCACAGCUUGCACUCUCAAGUGCAACCGAUCCACACGAUAUCACAAUCUGCGCAAGUGCACAGCCUGCAAUCGCAGAUCCAGGGCCAGCUGCAGACGCUGCUCCAUCAGCAGCAACAACAGCAACAGCAGCAGCAGCAAAACCACGCCGCGGCUGCGGCCGCGGCGGCUGCAGCUGCGGCCGCGGCGUUGCAAUCCGUGCAGCAACAGCAGCAGCAACAACAGCACACACCGGUGCAUCAGGGUUUCAAUACUUCGUCGUCGACGACGCAUCAUACACAAACGCAGCCGGUGCUGAAGGUGCAACCGUUCCAGAAAUCGCAACAACCGCCGGUGCAGACCGUCCAGCCGACGAUCCAGCAUCACAGCAGCAACCAUCACCAUCACCAACAGCCGCACCAAAGUCCGGGGGGCGACAGCAGCGGCGGCAGCCCCCCGGGGGCGACGGGAGGGCCCCAACAGCAACAGCCGACGUCGUUCGUAGUCAAUCUCACGCCUGAUCAGCUGGAACAGCUCAAAAGGAACGGACAACUGACCGUGAACGGACAGACGAUAUUCAUGCAAAGACCUAACAAGGAACAGCAGAAUUGCGAUAAGAAGCUGUCGCCGAAGACGAAACCGAUCAAAAAGGUGAACAAGAUCCAGAGCAUAAAGAGCCUCCUGCAGGACAACGUGACGAUGGUCGACCCUUUGAAGACGCAGAGCAAUAACAGUGCGGUGGAACAGCUGAAAGAGGCCCAACAGCAGCAGAUGGUGAAGCCGAUCGUGAGCAGUCCUUUGAACACACCUUCGAAACAGCACCUCGUGGUGCCUCACAACCACGUCCAGCCGCUUCAGGUGCAACAGAAUCAGCAGAAGCCGAUGCAGCCGCAGGCGAUGGUGCAACCGUCAAUUCAGAUUCAACCAAAGGUUACUUCGGAAAGAGCUAAAACGUUGUCGAUAUCGCCGCAGAUCAUGAAGCAGCAAAAAGUGUCGCCGACGGUGAUGAGUCACCAGGCGCACGAUUCUAACGGCAGCAAUACAAAUGCUGACGUGGAUAAAUUGCUGGGACAGAUUCUGGAAGAGUCUGGAGUGGCUGGAAAUGUUGGUUUAGUGCAUGCACAACAACCUGCCUCGAAAAAUCAAAUAGCGCCGUCUCAACCACCUCAACAACGCAUCACCACCAUACAGUUGACGCCUCAAAAGCAGCAACAUUUGAAAAGCAUCCAGCUGCAGAUUCAAACGUUGUCGGCGAGAUUGACGCAUGGAGACACCGAAAUGCAGAACCAGCUUAAGAUGCUGUUCGCUGAACAACAGAAAAUACUCGCUUCCGGAAAACUGCUUCCGCCUGAUAAGGUAUACUAUCACAACAACCAGUUGACGAUAGUGAAUCCGUCCAGCCUGAAUUUGUCUCCGCCAUCUCCUUCUCCGCCUGCUCAGCCUCAGCCGCAAGCAUCUCCGUCUCAAGUCCAUAUGAAAACUGAAGUAAAAACGGAGCCUCCGUCGAGUCCCGUCGGCGUCGGCUACAAUUCCAGCAAUGUUCCUUCCGCGCAGCAUCAGCAACAGGGCGCGACGGUCAGGUGCAAUAGCGCUGAGACGAUGUCAGCGAGUUCAAAUCAGCCUCCGCCGUUAACGCUUCAACAAGGCCCGCCACCGGUACCGUCGCGCUGCGUCUCCAGCAGUGCGAUGGCGCCAUCUAGCGAGAGCAUCGCGACCCAAACGCACGCGUGUUCCCAAGCGCCAUCCGCCCAUUCGCAUCCUCAUCCUGUCGUCAGCCAACAUCAGCAUGCUUCCCAUCACCACGCGCACCACCAACAUCACCAACAGCAGCAGCUGCAGCAUCAAGCGAAGCUGGCCCAGCAACAGCACCAGGCGCAGCUGAUGCAUCAGCAACAGCAGCAGUUUCAGCUGUCGCUGGCCAAGAAGGCGCAAAUGAUCGAAAAUCAACUGAACCUGGACCAGAACGGCGUCAUAAAACCGGACAUCCACACCGCGUUUCGCGACAAAAAGGACGCUUGCAUCCGGUUGAUUCGGUACCACUGCCUCGACCAGCCGGUACUCUCCGAAAAGGACCUCGACAAGGCGGACGAGAUUUUCGAACUGACCGCCAGGCAUUUCAUCGGGAAGUAUGCCAGGAUGGUGGAUAAGUACAAAUAUCUGUUGAUGAAGGAGAGCAUGCGUCAAGUGCAGACUUCCGAGCUGAUGAUGAUCGAUCGCAUGUUCCUCGCCGAGGAGCAGCAAUCUAUCCUGCGCUUGCGGCAGGAAUACGAGCAGGAGGUGUUGCAGCAAGCGCACGCAGAUGCCGCGGCCGCUACCGGUCCCGAACCGUCACCGCCUCCGGCGAUGCCGCCGCCCCCUAUGCCUCCUCCUUCGCCGCGGCUGACCAAUCAGCAGACGCAGCAACCGUCGACUAGUCACAGCGCGGCCAAUCCGGGCGCGCAGGCGGCGUCGCAGAGCGGCACCAACGGACCUGCUGGAGACUCGCAUCAGGAGGAUUACGACGAGUGGGCGUGUAUCCAGCGCGAGCUCGGCUGCUUACCGCAACAACAGCAGCCUCAAUCGCAAGCUCAUCCUCAACAGCAUCACCACCAUCAUCAUCAGCAGCAGCAACAUCAUCAUCAAGAGCCUAACCUGCCUCCUCCAGCGUCGAAGCAUCACGCUCAACAGCCGCAGAUGCCGAAACGGUCGGCGAGCAGCGAUUCCCGAUUGGAGACGUUGAAAAGGUUCAGGGUCGACAAGCACCACAAGAGGCCCAACGAUGUACAUAUUCAUGGCGGCGAGAUGGGCGCACAGAUGAGUGUGAUAAGCGGCGUCGGAGCGGCGGGGGGUGCAAUGGGGGACCCCUCGAUGCUCCACGAAGACGAGAAAGAGGAGGACCGGCCCGAGAACAGCAUCGACGAGCAGGUGCAGUCGGCGAUCGAUUCCAUCCUCAAUUUGCAACAAAACACCGCGCUCGAUCUUGAUAGUAUUUUGUCAUGACGUCAUAUUUAGGUGUUGUCGUUCGAACGUCGUCCGCGUACGGCAUUCUCGCUACAAGGUUGCAAAGUCCUGGCAUCUAUCAACGUCACCUGUUAUGUAAAAGGUUUUUUGAUAGGUACUUUGGGAAAAAAUACAAGGUUUUAUACGAGAGCUGAUUCAAAAAUAUGGUUCCCAACGGUGAAACUUUACCGCGCAUGAUGCUAAGUGAGAUCUGGCAACACCGUCGCGUUUGUCGGCACCCCGACCAGCGAUCCCAACGAGAAACGCCUAUCAGUACCGGUCUGACAGCGAACGAAACGUUUCAUUUGCUAUUCGGAACAUUGAUACAAGUUCUUAGUAGGAAAAUGAAUUAGUCACAUUAAAUUCUGCCUUCGUCUGUCACAAUUAAAUUGGUAAGAUUAAAUUACUCGUAGUCAAUUGUAAAAAUAUAAAUUAUUGUUGUAUGUUGUGGCACAAGACAUGCGAAGACGCGUACGCUUCUAUCAAUGUUUCUGUUUAUUAUGAAAUUAUUUGAAUCUGCUCCAAUUUACAGGUUGUGCGUAGACUUAUGAUAAUUGUGAAGGUUGUCGUUUAUAGUGAUGAAUCUCAUGAAUGGAGGAAACAUUAUUUUUUUUUUAAAUCGAUCUUUGUUUCAAAUGAUACAAAAAAGAUGAAGAUGCCAGGACUUUUAUACUAUAUCUUACGCAUUGUGAUUUUUAACUAGGCUAUACAAAAUUAUUUAUUUUUUCUUUUAGCGGUUUUUGCUCAAAUUCGCGAUUUCCGAAUGGUUUGCAGACUGUUUUUCUUCUAAACGCUGUGCGACAUCAUUUAAAGAUAUUUUACACUUUUAUCUUGUAACAAUUUUUAGGUGUUUUACGAAUGAAUCUUUGCCAGUUAUUGAUAGGCCAGUAGCUGAUAGCAAUACAAAUUUUAUAUCCUAACAGGUACUGAACGUAUGUGAUCUAUUAAGUAUGUUCAAUGUCCGCAUAUUCGAAUGUGUCAUUUUUGCGUAUUUCUAAUAAUGCUCGUUGUGAUACAUUUUCUCACACCACGUGAAAUAUUUUUAGCGAGAUUGUUGGGUCUUGAAUUUAAAACAGUUUGCAAAUCGUGCUAGUAGUGAUUAAGGUGAAAGGAUAUGUGUGAGUUUUUAUUUUUUACGCCACAUGCCCGUACUUUUUUCUGCAGUUUAAGUCCUUUGUUCUGAACAGUUAUUUGCAUGUACAUCAGAAAAGUUCGAAAAGAAAAUAAUACAUUUACUCUAAAAAUACGUAGUAAACCAAGUUUUUCAGUUUUAAGGCAGUGUUGCCGAACCUAAAAAGACGAAAUUCCUUUUUUUUUUUGGUGAAAAAUCUGGAAAUAUCUGAAUUGUUUCAAAAAAUCGUGGGAAAUAAUAUUUCAUUUCGGCAGAAAUACGGAAAAAUCGGUAGGUUCGGCAACACUGCUUAAGGAUGCAAUGGUCUGCUUAUCACUUGUAAAAACUUGAAAUGAUGCUUAUGUUUUUGUUCCAUCAAACCAACGAACUAGUUCUGAACUGAACGAGCAGAUUGAAAUUACCGUUAAAACAGAAAACGGAACUGAUUAUUCUGAUCGAAAAAGUUUGUACUGAUUCCGGGCCGAUUCUGAACUGAUUCAGAGAGAAAACUGAAAGUUCGAACGCGCGUUUACAGAAUAAAUUGCUGGGAAGCUGGAUUUUGUGCCUUUUCUAAAUUUCCAAUCUUCUCCAAAAAAUGGAUAACGAUAAAGAUUACUUUGGAGCAGAUUCAAGUGAAGAUCCAGUUACCAGAAAUGAAAAUUAGAUAGUCAAGCAUUGAUAAUUUUACUGAAUUUGUUCCAGUCAUGUCAUUGGUAAUUUUAAUGUUAUGUUAUUUAAAGACAAAUAAUAGUUUCAUCAAAGAGAAGCCCUUGAAAGUCAUAAAAAUUAUAGUACUACUGAUGUUAAACAGCAAACUUGUCGAGUUUUCUCUUGGACUAUUACUUUACAAUUAAAAACAGCGAUCUAUGUGUGGGAUGUCCUUGUACAAAUGCGGUGUUGCCAAGCUGCCACAAAAUGUUUAAAAAACGCUGCUUUUAUACUAAGCAGGGGAGUUUUGCUCUUUAGACCGUUUUUGGUGGUUACGUGGUGCAAAUAUGUGAUAAAUAUCCCCACCAUAAAUAAAUUUGAACAAAAAAUCCGAUCAUUACAAGUGAUGGUCGAUGAAUUCAUCCAAAAAUUAUGAUCUAUCUGGCUACACCGCAUUUAUUUCCGACUAAACGAGAACAGCCGAGCUUAUAUGCCAUCACCUGUUUUGUGCGUCUCUCUAUAAUUGUAUUCGCGUUUUCUUCUGUUUAUAUUCUAACGAAAACACCGUUUUGUUCAAUGUCUUACUCUUUUAUAACAAUUGCAACAAAUUUAUAACUAUGUCGUCUGGACCAUUAAUCCAUCCUAAUUGCUCGUUCGCUGUACACAGUCUCGACUGUCACUGACUGCUUCCGCCAUCUGGUCGGGUAUUUAUCUCAUGAUCGACGAGUCCAGAACCAUUGCAGCGUUUUCCAUUCCUAGUCGUAAAUCUCGAUGGAAGUAGUGUAGAUGGCAGCAGAUUCAUCUCCAGACAUGUCCAAUACUCGCGAACGGUGUGACCCCACUCCAUACAUAAUACGUAAUUCUGGUUGCCUAAGCGUCGAUCUCAAUUUUGGUCACAGUACGUCAAAAAACAAUAAAUUAUCUGAAAUGUUACUCCAAUGAAGGUUAUGUUUACCACACAAAAACAAGUAAUUCUCUGUUCUACUAGAAUUCGGAAUUAGUUCUGAACUAGUUCAGAACAGCUUGUUGGAACAAACCUUGCACGAGGUGUGUGGCUAGAAAAUAUCGUAGAAACUCCGUAAAGCACAAAAACGUACCACCUUAUUUGAAAACGACAAGUAUUAUCGCAAAAUAUAUCAUACUCUCGUCUUAUUUUUCUGUGAUGUGUUUUAACUUAUAAUAUUUUCUCGUACAUUCCGGAAGCGGUUUUCCAGGUCUUUCACCUUGCUAGAAACGUCAUCGUCGUAAUAAUAUUUCGUAUUCUCUGUAAUAUAUUAUGAAAUCAUAUCGUUAUCGUUUGUUGUGUUCAUAUAAUGUUAUGGGUUCGUAAGCUGUGUACAUAAACUUAAGUGCUAGAGAACAUUGUAAAAAAUAUUGUAAAUACUGUUUUAAUUUAUAUGUACUUAGAUUAUUUUUAUUUUGUAAGGUUCUAUUAUUAUUAAGACUGACUUUCAGAAAUUUUGGUUCCUAAAGGGAAAAGUAUUUCAAAUAAACACGAUUGGUUAAAAAUUA
Messenger RNA from Acanthoscelides obtectus, 8939 nucleotides. The record is from the annotation of a GenBank genome assembly. Lineage: Eukaryota; Metazoa; Arthropoda; Insecta; Coleoptera; Chrysomelidae.